UCUAUACAUUCGCAAGAGGCUCGAGUCAACAGCCGACAAGCCAAUUGCGCAGUUGAUGUGUCGCGCGUGAGCGUAAUACGAGCAGGCGUCUCCAAGCGCGCGCCUUCAAUGUAAGCAGGACGGGUGCUCAAGUCCCACGCUCGCUGCUAGACAACCUUGAGCCCCAAUUAAGCGUUCUCACGCUUUCAGCAGCAAGCCGUCUCAAAAAUAUUACGGUGGUGAACUAUGAGCUGUCUUUGCACGCGAUUGCGUUGCGCUACUCAUUGACAGAGACGGUGUAGCGCCUCUGGUGGAGAGAGUUUUCGUCAGUAUUAAAGAGAACCACCGGCUGGCACUCCGAGGAGUGACUAUACUCAAGACCGCACCGUCCACUGCUGGGCAAAAUGACCGGUCUUCGUUCUAGAUGGUUUCCUGAACCGUGCGUGUUUGUCUUCUUCAUCUGGAUUGCGACGUACACGGCUGGUCCGGCGCACGCUGUGAAGAUAAUCGAAUUGAAAGUUCCCGAGACGCCAACUCGCGGAUCCACUGUGAUGCUCGAAUGCCUCUACGACUUGCAGGGGGAUCAGCUGUACAGCGUCAAGUGGUACAAAGACAGCAGGGAGUUCUUCCGCUAUGUGCCUCAGGACGAGCCCAACAAAAAGCUCUUCAAUCUCAAAGGGCUCACUGUAAACGUCGCACGCAGCACAAACACUACGAUAGUCCUUGACAACGUACACCGCUCUGCUUCUGGGAUUUACAGAUGCGAAGUAGGAGGAGAUGCACCGUCGUUCAGUUAUGACUCGGCUGAGAAGAGGAUGGACGUCACAGAAACGCCUUUAUCGAUAGACCAACCACCAAUCGGCAUUCUCGGCGGUUCCGUGCGUCUGAACUGCGCACACAACUUCGGUGGAUUGCCCCUGUACAGCUUCAAGUGGUUCAAGGAUGACAAAAUGCUGUACAAAUACAUUCCUCGCCACAGGCCACCAGGAGAACUGUUCAGCGUGCAAGGAGUGACGAUAGACAUGCUGCAGACCAACUAUUCGUCACUGUACCUGAAGAACCUGAGCGCCCUAAGCGCUGGCACUUACCGUUGCGAAGCCAGCUCCGACGCGCCACCCUUUCUAACAGUCCAGGACGAAAAAAUGCUUGCGGUGUUAGAACAAAGAGAUAUGAGACCACAGAUCACAUACGACCGGGAGACGUACCAAGUGGGAGACAAUGUGCGUCUCAACUGCUCCUCCAGCCGGUCCAGGCCGGCCCCCAAGCUCGCCGUGUACGUAAACGACCGCCUCUUGAUCGACGCCGACGUCAAAGCGAGCGUCGACACGCACCGGGACGGCUUCCAGACGGCGACUCUCAUUGCGACCUUCCCGGUCAGCCAUAACGACGCAAGAGGAGCCGCCGUGCGGGUCAAGUGUCAGGCCAGCUUCAUAGGCCUAUAUGAGGCGGUGGGCGAGAUGUCCAUACCAGUCCGGCAGCGAACGGAAGACCACAGAGGGCCUUACCAGCAACAGUACCGGCGGCCGCAGCACAAGCAGCCGUUGCAGCGACCGAGUUCGAUCUCAUCGCCACAAGACGAGUGCUUGGCCAAGGCUAUGGAGAUUCUGGCUAGGGCGUGGGCCACCUACCAGUGAGCAGAGUUGCACCCCAAGCAACAGAUGUUUCAAGUUAACUUGCACUAGGAGACGCGCACAAAGAAAAAGGUUUGUGAAAAGAUCUGAACGUAUACAAUAAAUAAUGUUAUAUUCCCCCA
Molecule: messenger RNA, 1732 nt
Organism: Dermacentor andersoni
Lineage: Eukaryota; Metazoa; Arthropoda; Arachnida; Ixodida; Ixodidae
Product: cell adhesion molecule-related/down-regulated by oncogenes-like
Source: RefSeq, a predicted model, not a curated record